GACUUUUUUGAAUUGUUAAGGCUUCCCAUUCACUCUUCCCCCCCGGGGUUAUCCUGCCUCUGUGGUUCCAGCGUUUAGCAGGUUGUAGGUAAGGAGCUCUUUUCUUCGCACGCUUGUCUUGAGCGUCCCAAUCACUGGUGACUGGUCUUUGAUUUUGUGCUGAAGGCACAGUACGAUAAAUGCACUGUGAUGAUUCCCAAUCUAUACCUAAAUUAUCCUUAAUAUGAUCAUAGGAGAAGCGAGAGAUGUAGCCUACCAAAUGUGCAGUGCACGGCACAACAAGUGUUAUUCAUUUCUCCAAUUAAUAAGUGUCAAUGUCUCCUGAGGAUGCUCACAUGCAUAUUCAUGUAUUUUCAAUGCUGUGGUUCUUCAGGGAGGGACAGCUCUGAUGAUGGAGAAUGGACAGGGCACAGGCGCAAAGCUUGGCCUGCCGCCUCUCACCCCAGAGCAGCAGGAGGCACUACAAAGGGUGAGCCUACUACAUAUACAUGACUAAAUAGAGGUGUAUACAUCAUGUUUCAACAUUAGUCAGUUUGCCUGCGGUUCCUUUAUUCUCUCACUCUGAAUGACUUUUCUUCAGGCAAAGAAGUAUGCCAUGGAGCAGAGCAUUAAAAGUGUCUUAGUGAAGCAGACCAUUGCUCAUCAGCAGCAACAGCUUACCAACUUACAGGUGAGAUGUGCAGAAUGAUAUACUCUUACAACUGCAACUGAACUUGACAUGCCAUUGACCAUAUGUUCUUAUCUCUUAACACCACCCACAGGCACUUAAUUAUAGGCUCAUAUCUAAGAGUAACUGGGGCCAUUAGCAAGAUUGUCACAUAGUCAUAUCGAAUUACUAUCUGCCCUGGGAGCUUUGUAGGUAUGAAACAUUAAUUUUAUUGUUUAGUAGUACAAAACAUAGCAGCACAGCAUAUAAAGUAUAUUUGUCUGCCUACGAUGAUAGGAUGGGUGUCCUCUUGCUUCUGCCUAUUUUAUUUCAGCUGGAGAAGAUCAACAUGAAGACUUUGUUAAACAUGUUGAAUGCUUUGCACUUGUUUUCAAAUAGGGGUUUUGAUUGUGGGGGUGAUAUUGUGAAAUGGUUUUGGGGCAGUCUGCAGAGGGAAAGUCAAAAUCAGUCGGGAAAGCUUUUUAUGGGGAGUGUGUAAUGUGUGUGUCGAAAAGCUGAUGUAUAGCAAAGGAAGAACAUUUAAAAAAGCAAAGCUUAAAGAUAUAUCUAACCUACUUUUCAGUACCUUUUUCAUCUUUACUGUCUUUCAGAUGGCAGCAGUGACAAUGGGCUUUGGAGAUCCUCUCUCACCUUUACAAUCGGUCAAUAGAUAUUACACUUUUUUCUCUGUCCGCAUUCAUGAUAAAAAGGACUGUUACCCUUUUUUGAUCGGCCACUCUGGGCUCCAUCCUAGCCAUUGCAGCUGACCAAAUAACUCAUAUUUCAAAAGAAGACAUGGUUAUUAAUAUUAUAAUUAUGAGGGACAAGUUUUUAUACAAUGUGCUGUGUCUGCUUAAUUCAGUCUGGUUAAAGCUGCAAAAUGUAACUUUUUGGUGACCCGGCCAAAUUCAUAUAUAAAUGUGAGUUAUACAUCUGUCAUUCUCAUUGAAAACAAGUCUAAGAAGCGGUAGAUCUGUUCUAUGUGCACUAUUUCUAUGCUUCCCAUUCUUAAGUUUAGUUUUUGCAUCUUUUACUUUCAGUUUUGUACACCAGCUUCAAACAGCUGAAAAUAUAAUAUUUUUGGUUAUUGAAAAUAUAUUUCACAGCAGUUUAGAUGGUACAAUGAUUCUCUACACUAUACAUUGCUUGUUUUGUCACACAAACCGAAAUUAUGUGAACUAUUAGAAUUUUUGCAACCAGGAAAUGGUGGAGCGAGUUCUGCAUAUUGCACCUUUAAUGAAGCCUUGUGUCUGUAUGCCCACUGCUCCAUUUCAGAAGAAAUGCCCUGAAGUACUUCAGCUAGUGGCAACAGCUGUUAGUCUAUGUUUUUUAAACUGAAAGAGAUUCAUAAUGAAAAUUUGGGAUUUGUAUGAAUUCAUAUACACUACAUGGUGAAAAGUGUGGACACCCCUUCAAAUUAGUGGGUCUGGCUAUUUCAGCCACACCCAUUACAGGUGUAUAAAAUCGAGCACACAGCCAUGCAAUCUCCAUAGACAAACAUUGGCAGUAGAAUGGGCCGUACUGAAGAGCUCAGUGACUUUCAACGUGGCACCGUCAUAGGAUGCCACCUUUCCAACAAGUCAGUUCUUCAAAUUUCUGCCCUGUUAGAGUUGCCCCGGUCAACUGUAAGUGCUGUUAUUGGGAAGUGGAAACGUCUAGGAGCAACAACGGCUCAGCCGCAAAGUGGUAGGCCACACCAGUUCACAGAACGGGACCGCCGAGUGCGGAAGCGUGUAAAAAUGUCUGUCCUCGGAAUACUCACUACCGAGUUCCAAACUGCAUCUGGAAGCAACGUCCGCACAAGAACUGUUCGUCGAGCAGCUGUACCAAGCCUAAGGUCACCAUGCGCAAUGCCAAGCGUCGGCAGGAGUGGUGUAAAGCUCGCCACCAUUGGACUCUGUAGCAGUGGAAACGCAUUCUCUGGAGUAAUGAAUCACGUUUCACCAUCUGGCAGUCCGAUGGACGAAUCUGGGUUUGGCAGAUGCCAGGAGAACGCUACCUGCCCGAAUGCAUAGUGCCAACUGUAAAGUUUAGGGAAGGAGGAAUAAUGAUUUGGGGCUGUUUUUCAUGGUUCGGGCUAGGCCCCUUAGUUCCAGUGAAGGGAAAUAUUAACGCUACAGUAUACAAUUACAUUCUAGACGAUUCUGUGCUUCCAACUUUGUGGCAAUAUUUUGGGUAAGGCCCUUUCGUGUUUCAGCAUGACAAUGCCCCCGUGCACAAAGCGAGGGCCAUACAGAAAUGGUUUGUCGAGAUCGGUGUGGAAGAACUUGACUGGCUUGCGCAGAACACUGACCUCAACCCGAUCGAACACCUUUGGGAUGAAUUGGAACGCAGACUCCGAGCCAGCCCUAAUUGGCCAACAUCAGUGCCCGACCUCACCAAUGCUCUUGUGGCUGAAUGGAAGCAAGUCCCAACAGCAAUGUUCCAACAUCUAGUGGAAAGCCUUUCCAGAAGAGUGGAGGCUGUUAUAGCAGCAAAGGGGGGACCAACUCCAUAUUAUUGCCCAUGAUUUUCGAAUGAGAUGUUCGGUGAGCAGGUGUCCACAUACUUUUGGCCAUGUAUUGUAUUUGAGCACAAUACAAACCUCCAUUAGGGGAUUUUUAGCAGGACAUUUAUUAUGGCUUUUUGCACUAUAGCCUGAAAUCGCUAUGUAAAGGUGGUUGAGAAUAUCAAUGCAGGGAAGUUCAUGUCUUCUUUAUAAAUAUAAUGUUACUUUGCAUUGAUUGAAGCUGAGAAAGCCAGCUUUGGUAUGGGGCUAAAGAGGGUUAGCAGUCUUUUUCAAUAACUAAAAUGAGAGUUCUUCUCAAACAGGAAUCCCUAAUUGGCAAUCUCAAAUGUUAUGUUGUAAAAUAGGAAAUCACUUUUCUCUUAUGUAAUAGAUUAGGCUGUUACUAGUUUGCUUGCGGGUGAUAAAGCAGCUAUGCUUGAGUAAAAGGAACCAGUAAACUGCUUAGAGUGAUUACCCGUCCCUCCUUCCCCUUAGAGACGUAAGUGUAAAAUGCUUUCCUCAGGCUUUUUAUCUUUGUAUGGAUGCUUUUCAACUGAUACACAGUGCUGUGAAAAAGUACUUGCUCCCUUAAUGUUCUCUACUUUUGCAUAUUUUUGAUACUGAAUGUUUUCAGAUCUUCAACCAAAACCUAAUAUUAGAUAAAGGGAACCUGAGUGAACAAAUAACACAACAAUUACAUAGUUCAUGAACAAAGUUAAGUAUACUUUUUUGUUGUUGUUAUUUGUAAACUCAGGUUCCCUUUAUCUAAUAUUAGGUUUUGGUUGAAGAUCUGAUAACAUUCAUUAUCAAAAAUAGAGAAAAUCAGAAAGGGGGCAAAUACUUUUACAUGUAGGAGUUGAUUUUGUUUGUUCUCCAUGUUGAAAUGUCAUCUUAUAUGCACCCCUGGACUACAGGUCAGUUUCAGGGGCUAAAUAUUAGCGAGGGGCAUGCAUGCCCAUCACCUCUAGUGCUUUCACCCAUAUAAAUGCAGUAAUGAUACAGAUUUUUAAAAAGUUAUGUAGCUGUGUAAGUUCCUGCAUUUACAAAAUUGUUGAUAUAUUUUGUUAUAUACUGAACAAAAAUAUAAACGCAACAUGUAAAGUGUUGGUCCCAUGUUUCAUGAGCUAAAAAAGCUUAUUUCUUUCAAAUGUUGUUUACAUCCCUGUAGUGAGCAUUUCUCCUUUGCUAAAAUAAUGUAUCCACCUGACAGGUGUGGCAUAUUAAGAAGCUGAUUAAAAAGCAUGAUCAUUGCACAGGUGCACCUUGUGCUGGACACUCUAAAAUGUUUAGUUUUGUCACACUACACAAUGCCACAGAUGUCUCAAGAUUUGAGGGAGCGUGCAAUUGGCAUGCUGACUGCAGGAAUGUCCACCAGAGCUGUUGCCGCCUCCAACGUUGUUUUAGAGAAUUUGGCAGUAUGUCCAACCGGCCUCACAACCACAGACCAAGUAACCAUGCCAGCCCAGGACCUCCACAUCCGGCUUCUUCACCUGUGAGAUCGCCUGAGACCAGCCAUCCGGACAGCUAAUGAAACUAAGGAGUAUUUCUGGAAAACCCAUUCUGAUUGGCUGGGCCUGGCUCCCCAGUGGGUGGGCCUAUGCUCUCCCAGGCCUAAUUUAUUUAAAUUGACUGAUAUCCUUAUAUGAACUGUAAUCUUUGAAAUUGUUGCAUGUUGCGUUUAUAUUUUUGUUCAGUAUAGAUAGCAAUAGUCACAUCCAUUUUUCAGGACUCUUUUAUGUAUAUGCCCAGAUUGCAUCCAUCCCUGACAUUGGCCUGUACAUCUGUUUUUGGGAAAAGCAAACACAAUAGAGAAUUACAAAUAUUCCCAGUGAUUUACAUAAUGAGAAAAUACAAAUUUACCCAUACACAUCUAGAUUGAUUUAGUGUGUUCUUUCUUUCUUUGGCCCCCUAAGCAUCAUGGUGUGUUUUUCUCCGUGGUUACCAGGUGGCGGCUCAGCGGCAGCGGGCUCUAGCCAUCAUGUGCCGGGUAUAUGUGGGCUCCAUAUACUAUGAGCUCGGGGAGGACACCAUCAGACAGGCCUUUGCCCCCUUCGGCCCCAUCAAGAGCAUUGACAUGUCAUGGGACUCCGUUACAAUGAAGCACAAGGUCAGUUUAUAGAGCACGCUCAAACUACAUCGUCACACAGCAUUGCAAUAGGAUUAAUCAUAUGAAUGAAAUGUUUGAAUCACAACCGGAGAAUUUGGCAUGCUCGUUUCUGUAAUGCACUGAACUGUUGUCCCAUGGGUCUAUGUCUGUCUGUGUGCAGGGCUUUGCCUUUGUGGAGUAUGAGAUCCCGGAGGCUGCACAGCUGGCUCUGGAGCAGAUGAACUCGGUUAUGCUCGGGGGCAGGAACAUCAAGGUGAGUGGCCUGGAGAGGCAGCCUGUCCUGCCCAGUGGAAGUGGACCUCUCAGAACCCCCUCCCUAUACCCCUGGAAAGAGGGGUGCUCCUGCUAUCAUCUUUUUAACCUUUUUAUCUUUUAAUUUCUAUUGAGGAUGCAUGGAGACAGUUUGGACGUCCCCUUUUCUCAUUUCGCUCCUUGUGUGUAACUGAGCUAUUUCUGUGUGAGUCACUAAUUGGUAGUAUCUGUAAUUCUGUAUAGAAGUGUAUCUAAAGCCACUCAUUUCUUUGUCUUUCUUUGCUUGUAUGUAUGUCCAUUCAUUUAAAGGUGUGUGUGUUUGGGUGCGUGUGUGCGCGGGUGUGUUUUUGUGAAUGUCUGUGCUGUCUUCUGCUUCCAUGAUGUCAUCACCACAUUGUUUUAGUGACCAGUUCCUCUAGGAGGCCCGGGCAGCGUGUGAUGAUGCGUUGCUCUGUGUCCGAGAUGUGCUGAUGAUGGGCUGCGCCUGGUUGGUGUCGCUUGGCCGCCCCACCUGGAGCACAGAUCAUAUACUACAAAGCCGCUCAUAGAGAAGCUCCAAACACUAGCCUAUAGAUGACAGUUGUUAGAGGAGAUACCUCUGAGACAUUUCCGUCGUUGACAGUGUAGUGCCAGCCACAGGUCUUGUUAAUUUAUAGGUAUUUCCACUAGUUGAUCCUCAGCUGCAGCUCCGGCUUAAGGCAGUCUGAACAGGCCUUUCUUUUAGUGUUGGUCAAAAAUGCCUGUGUGAGUGAACAAGUUUCAGUAGCAGCUUUUACAGUAUAAUUAUCUUCAUGAAUUUCAGAUAUGCUAUAAUCUUCUUUUAGUUUCAUGAUUUCUUUUCAGAUUGUUUUUUUAUGUGAUCUUCGCUAUAGUCCAUUUCAGGUGACGACUUUGAAGUGAUUAAGUUGUUGGUAUGUUUUCAUAGUCUAGAAAGAAAAAAAAGUGAGUGUGCAAGAAAAUAGUGUGUCAAUAGAAGGCAUUGUCUCUAGACUAUAGUGCAGGUUGUCUUACAUUUCAUAUCACUCGUAUUACCUUAGCCUAAGCCCUGGUGGACAGAUGCAGUUUAGCAAGGCUAGUGUAAACUUGGCUAAGAAUACAUUAGGCUGCAAUUACAAAGAGAAAGCGGUUCCUUUCGAUCUCUAAUAGAGCAUUUCCAUACAGGAUUUACCCCAAAGGCUCAGACUUUUCUGUGUCCAUCUACGCGGGCCGGCACCCGUGUCUUACUGGGCCAUGGCUCCGGCGGACCUGCUCUGACUUGGGGCCAAAGCCAGGCCACUGGUACUUUUCAGCUUGCAUUUACAUAACAAUGGCUAACUGUGAACUUUAGCAACUGUUUUGAGCAGAGUUGUUGAGUCUGCUCUUCACAUGCUUCACUGUCAGCCCUAGCUAUGGAAACACCGAUUCCCUAGUAUACCAUAAGUGAGUAUACACUCGUGUAACGCUGGUGUUACAGUUCGAAAAGCAACAUAAUUGCAUUGCCCCGAGUUGAAGGCGUUAAGUGGUUUUGGAGCUCGAGGUGUUGCGUUGCUUGGUCAGUGGCUGUGACACCCCACUCAUUGGCCCUGUGCUGGUAUCUGUGCUGUAGGUGGGGCGGCCAGGUAACAUUGGUCAGGCGCAACCCAUCAUCGACCAGCUGGCAGAGGAGGCACGCGCCUACAACCGGAUCUACGUUGCUUCCGUCCACCCCGACCUCUCAGACGAGGACAUCAAGAGCGUCUUUGAGGCCUUCGGGAGGAUCAAGUCCUGCACGUUAGCCAGGGACCCCACCACGGGAAGACACAAGAGCUUUGGCUUCGUCGGUGAGCAGAGGGGCCCCUGGCGGGUGGCGGCCCUCAGGAUGUGCUGUUGCUGUGUGUUUGUCCUCCUCCUAACUCCUCCCCCCUCCCUCUCUCCCUGGCAGAGUAUGACAAGCCCCAGUCGUCCCUGGACGCAGUGUCCUCCAUGAACCUGUUUGACCUAGGGGGCCAGUACCUGCGGGUGGGCAAGGCUGUGACCCCUCCCAUGCCCAUGCUGACCCCCACCCAGCCUGGUGGCCUGCCGCCCGCUGCAGCCGUGGCUGCUGCAGCAGCCACCGCUAAGAUAACGGCCCAGGCAAGUAUGAUUCCCUUCCAAAGGGAUCUAUUGGCCUUCCAGGUAAAUAUACCUCUGAUAUACAGUGAGGGAAGAAAGUAUUUGAUCCCCUGCUGAUUUUCUACGUUUACCCACUGACAAAGACAUGAUCAGUCUAUAAUUUUAAUGGUAGGUUUAUUUGAACAGUGAGAGACAGAAUAACAACAAAAAAAAUCCAGAGAAAAAUGUUAUAAAUUGAUUUGCAUUUUAAUGAGGGAAAUAAGUAUUUGACCCCUCUGCAAAACAUGACUUAGUACUUGGUGGCAAAACCCUUGUUGGCAAUCAGGUCAGACGUUUCUUGUAGUUGGCCACCAGAUUUGCACACAUCUCAGGAGGGAUUUUGUUCCACUCCUCUUUGCAGAUCUUCUCCAAGUCAUUAAGGUUUUGAGGCUGACGUUUGGCAACUCGAACCUUCAGCUCCCUCCACAGAUUUUCUAUGGGAUUAAGGUCUGGAGACUGGAUAGGCCACUCCAGGACCUUAAUGUGCUUCUUCUUGAGCCACUCCUUUGUUGCCUUGGCCGUGUGUUUUGGGUCAUUGUCAUGCUGGAAUACCCAUCCACGACCCAUUUUCAAUGCCCUGGCUGAGGGAAGGAGGUUCUCACCCAAGAUUUGACGGUACAUGGCCCCGUCCAUCGUCCCUUUGAUGCGGAGAAGUUGUCCUGUCCCCUUAGCAGAAAAACACCCCCAAAGCAUAAUGUUUCCACCUCCAUGUUUGACGGUGGGGAUGGUAUUCUUGGGGUCAUAGGCAGCAUUCCUCCUCCUCCAAACACGGCGAGUUGAGUUGAUGCAAAAGAGCUCCAUUUUGGUCUCAUCUGACCACAACACUUUCACCCAGUUCUCCUCUGAAUCAUUCUGAUGUUCAUUGGCAAACUUCAGACGGCCCUGUAUAUGUGCUUUCUUGAGCAGGGGGACCUUGCGGGCGCUGCAGGAUUUCAGUCCUUCACGGCGUAGUGUGUUACCAAUUGUUUUCUUGGUGACUAUGGUCCCAGCUGCCUUGAGAUCAUUGACAAGAUCCUCCCGUGUAGUUCUGGGCUGAUUCCUCACUGUUUUCAUGUUCAUUGCAACUCCACAAGGUGAGAACUUGCAUGGAGCCCCAGGCAGAGGGAGAUUGACAGUUCUUUUGUGUUUCUUCCAUUUGCAAAUAAUCACACCAACUUUUGUCACCUUAUCACCAAGCUGCUUGGCGAUGGUCUUGUAGCCCAUUCCAGCCUUGUGUAGGUCUAUAAUCUUGUCCCUGAAAUCCUUGGAGAGCUCUUUGGUCUUGGCCAUGGUGGAGAGUUUGGAAUCUGAUUGAUUGAUUGCUUCUGUGGACAGGUGUCUUUUAUACAGGUAACAAACUGAGAUUAGGAGCACUCCCUUUAAGAGUGUGCUCCUAAUCUCAGCUCGUUACCUGUAUAAAAGACACCUGGGAGCCAGAAAUCUUUCUGAUUGAGAGGGGGUCAAAUGCUUAUUUCCCUCAUUAAAAUGCAAAUCAAUUUAUAAUUUUUUUUACAUGAGUUUUUCUGGAUUUUUUUGUUAUUCUCUCUCACUGUUCAAAUAAACCUACCAUUAAAAUUAUAGAUUGAUCAUUUCUUUGUCAGUGGGCAAACGUACAAAAUCAGCAGGGGAUCAAAUACUUUUUUCCCUCACUGUAGGUAGCUAGGUGUGACCAUAAUUCAAAAUGUGCUCAGUAAAGUUUUAAUAUACUAAAGAUAGAAAUAUAAUUUGUAUAUAAAGCUUACUAUUCUAUUUUCUGUGUGCUUUAAGUAACAUACACUGAGUGUACAAAAUAUUAAGAAUGCUCUUUCCAUGAUAUAGACUGAGCAGGUGAAAGCUAUGUUCUCUUAUUGAUGAUGAGACCGGUUAAAGAAGGAUUUUUAAGCCUUGAGACAAUUGAGACAUGGAUUGUGUAUGUGUGCCAUUCAGUUGGUGAAUGGACAAAAUAUUGAAGUGCCUUUGAACGGGGUAUGGUAGUAGGUGCCAAGUGCAGCGGUUUGUGUCAAGAACUGCAACGCUGCUGGGUUUUUCUUGCUCAACAGUUUCCCAUGUGUAUCAAGAAUGGUCCACCACCUAAAGGACAUCCAGCCAACUUGACACAACUGUGGGAAACAUUGGAGUCAACAUGGGCCAGCAUCCAUGUGGAACGCUUUCGACAACUUGUAGAGUCCAUGCCCCGACGAAUUGAGGCUUUUCUGAGGCGAAAUGGGGGUGGUGCAUCUCAGUAUAGGAAGGUGUUCUUAAUGUUUUGUACACAGUGUAUAUUUUGAUGUGCCCUGCAGUUCUAGAAUUUGAUAUAGUAUUUGAUGAAUUGAUAAUGCAUAACCCUUGCAGGGCAAUAUAAAGUAUUCUACUGCUGUGUGUUUGCUAACAAAAUGUGCUGUGCCAUAUCUGCUUGUGUUGUGAUGUGAGCUCAACCUACAGUUGCAAAAGUAUUAGGGAUGUAACGAUUCAUCGAUUCGCAUUUGUCCCUGAAUCUGAUGUUUAAGAUACCAGUGCAUCCGUCUGCCGACCCCAAACCUAUCCAAAUGUAGCAUGCAUCAGUCAGAAAAUCGAUUCAAACGAUACGAAUUGCCAGUUCGUUUUUUUUCUCCCUUCAUAUAAAUUUCUUUCUACCUUCCGAAAAUACCUAAUAUUUUGCGACAACUGAUGCUUCCUUUCCUUCAGUGUCGAACUGCAUGUAACUGUUGACAGACAUUUAUCUACAAGUCAUUUUGCAGGCCGAACAACCCCAGGCAAUAUCAGUAGCCUAGUCAAACUGCGCACUGUGCCCAGCUUCGCGCACUGAUCAACCUGAAGUAGGCAGCCUGUUCCUUGCACAUCUGUGCGGCACCUUCAGCAUUCAAAUGCUAAAAUGGCUUGCGUGAUAUUAGGCUUUAUUAGUGGAGUGACAUCCUAUGUCAUUUGCUAGGUUAUUGUUAUCUAUGCACUGUUUAAAACGUUUUUUACCGUAGUAAAAGGAAGCUACCGGAGACAACUCUCAUCUGGCUACACCAGCUGAACAGGGCUUACAAUAGAUUUUAUUUUUGAUUGUUCUGGUUCACCAUCAGCAAUAGUUUUGGUAGUUUUUCUUAAAAGAGCAGUGUAAAUGGUCAUUUUUAGAUAUAAAGUUGAUAAUUUUCAUAACGUGGAACGCAAUCAGUUUUGCGAGGCUCAAUGCGUGGUCAAAGCGCGAGAAGAUCACGCUGUAAAAACUUCCAAACGGUCAAAGCCAUUUGAUUUUGAGAUGGGGUGAAAUCCAAAGUUGUGCUAUAUAUUCAUUGGCUAUGUCAUAGCUAAUUUGUAAACAAUCAAUAUUGAUACAUUACUAGCUCAAAUACUUAAUCUGCAAAAAUGACAAGUUACUUAGUGUGUGAUGGUGAUUUCAGAACCAACGUGGGGGGACAAAAACAUAUGAUAGUGGUAGCUGCCUAGUCUCCCUUAUGGCUCAGCUCUACAUACAGUAGUACAUAUACUAUAGACCAAGGGUAUUCAACUCUUACCCUAGGAGGUCCGGAGCCUGCUGGUUUUCUGUUCUACCUGAUAAUUAAUUGCACCCACCUGGUGUGCCUGGCAUGGCCUAAAAAAAACGUUUUGGCCCACCAGCCACUGUGGCAGGUAGAUGAAAAAUCUACCAGCCACUCAGAUUUUACAUUAAAUUACAUUAAAAGACGAAAACAAUUAUGACCAUGCUUUGUAAUGUUUUUAAAACAUGCUCAAUUUCAUUUCAUUUUUUGUGACCCGAGUCAAACCGAAAUAUCAGAUGAGACCAAAUGUUUUUUCCAUGCCACAUUUUUUUACACAAAACAUACCAAAUUAUUUUGUCCUUUAAAAACCCGCUGUAUGUAAAAUAGUGUGUGCUAUAGCUUGGGAAAUAAACGUGACUCGAUGACAACAUAAUGAUCUUUGUUUCCAACAUUAGGGUUGUUUACCUAAAGAAGUUAAAUCCACUUUGUGUUUUGUUUCCUUGCCACGAUACUAACGAGUAUUGCGGUACUGGUCCCGGCCCUAGCGUUUAUGCAACAAAUGUUAGUGCAUCGAACCAAAUCGCAUCGAUUCGAUCUCUAAUCAAACCGAAUUGCACUGAAUCAUUUCAAACUAAAACGUAUCAUUCCUGUAUCGGAGCCCAUGUAUCUAGAUGCGUAUCGAAUCAUAUUGAAAGGGAAAGAUCUCUAAAAAGUAUAUCCUGUGACUGGCCCUUGCUUUUGUCAUUUGAAGUACUAUGAUAAUAUAUUUUUUUAAAAUCUGUUUAAUCGGUGACGAGCCUUGAGGACAGGUGAGAUGCAGAGUAGAACACUAUACAUGCUGUAUGAAGUCUGACUGUGCCACCUCACUGUGUUUUCCUGCUAAUGCGUCGCGCCCCUCUCUCAAGGAGGCUGUGACCGGGGCGUCCAUCUUGGGGGCGAUGGCCGGGGCAAACCAGAUGAGCCAAAUGGGUUCUAUGGGACAAAUGGGCAUCCCUCAGGCAGUCAUGGCUGCCCAGGCCCCCGGAAUGAUCACAGGUGUGUAUUGAGAUGUGUGAGUACGAAGGGUAUUGUCCACUGACUUACACACUCACUUACAGUGGGGAGAACAAGUAUUUGAUACACUGCCAAUUUUGCAGGUUUUCCUACUUACAAAGCAUGUAGAGGUCUGUAAUUUUUAUCAUAGGUACACUCCAACUGUGAGAGACGGAAUCUAAAACAUAAAUCCAGAAAAUCACAUUGUAUGAUUUUUAAGUAAUUAAUUUGCAAUUUAUUGCAUGACAUAAGUAUUUGAUCACCUACCAACCAGUAAGAAUUCCGGCUCUCACAGACCUGUUAGUUUUUCUUUAAGAAGCCCUCCUGUUCUCCACUCAUUACCUGAAUUAACUGCACCUGUUUGAACUCGUUACCUGUAUAAAAGACACCUGUCCACACACUCAAUCAAACAGACUCCAACCUCUCCACAAUGGCCAAGACCAGAGAGCUGUGUAAGGACAUCAGGGAUACAAUUCUAGACCUGCACAAGGCUGGGAUGGGCUACAGGACAAUAGGCAAGCAGCUUGGUGAGAAGGCAACAACUGUUGGCACAAUUAUUAGAAAAUGGAAGAUUUUCAAGAUGACGGUCAAUCACCCUCGGUCUGGGGCUCCAUGCAAGAUCUCACCUCGUGGGGGCAUCAAUGAUCAUGAGGAAGGUGAGGGAUCAGCCCAGAACGACAUGGCAGGACCUGGUCAAUGACCUGAAGAGAGCUGGGACCACAGUCUCAAAGAAAACCAUUAGUAACACACUACGUCGUCAUGGAUUAAAAUCCUGCAGCGCAUGCAAGGUCCCCCUGCUCAAGCCAGCGCAUGUCCAGGCCCGUCUGAAGUUUGCCAAUGACCAUCUGGAUGAUCCAGAGGAGGAAUGGGAGAAGGUCAUGUGGUCUGAUGAGACAAAAAUAUAGCUUUUUGGUCUAAACUCCACUCGCCGUGUUUGGAGGAAGAAGAAGGAUGAGUACAACCCCAAGAACACCAUCCCAACCGUGAAGCAUGGAGGUGGAAACAUCAUUCUUUGGGGAUGCUUUUCUGCAAAUGGGACAGGACAACUGCACCGUAUUGAGGGGAGGAUGGAUGGGGCCAUGUAUCGCGAGAUCUUGGCCAACAACCUCCUUCCCUCAGUAAGAGCAUUGAAGAUGGGUCGUGGCUGGUUCUUCCAGCAUGACAACGACCCGAAACACAAAGCCAGGGCAACUAAGGAGUGGCUCUGUAAGAAGCAUCUCAAGGUCCUGGAGUGGCCUAGCCAGUCUCCAGACCUGAACCCAAUAGAACAUCUUUGGAGGGAGCUGAAAGUCCGUAUUGCCCAGCGACAGCCCUAUAACCUGAAGGAUCUGGAGUAGGUCUAUAUGGAGGAGUGGGUCAAAAUCCCUGCUGCAUUGUGUGCAAACCUGGUCAAGACCUACAGGAAACGUAUGAUGUCUGUAAUUGCAAACAAAGGUUUCUGUACCAAAUAUUAAGUUCUGCUUUUGUGAUGUAUCAAAUACUUAUGUCAUGCAAUAAAAUGCAAAUGAAUUACUUAAAAAUCAUACAAUGUGAUUUUCUGGAUUUUUGUUUUAGAUUCCGUCUCUCACAGUUGAAGUGUACCUAUGAUAAAACAUUACAGACCUCUACAUGCUUUGUAAGUAGGAAAACCUGCAAAAUCGGCAGUGUAUCAAAUACUUGUUCUCCCCACUGUAGGUCUGUUUGAAUCUUUUAGAGAAUAAGAGGAUCGUUUGAAUGAUUUUAAAGUGUGUCUCUUAUCUACUCAAUACAACAGUGUUGAGGGAUUAUCUAGUUAACCAGGUUGUCGUUUUUUUCCAUCUGAACCUGGUCAUUAAAUUGUGUUGUAAAAUCUUGACUACGAGUAGGUUGACAUGAGACCGAUAAGAGAAACAAGGGAAUUGCAACAGAGGAUUUCACUCCUAUGAAGGGCAAAGCAUGUCUCAUAGAAACUAUAUCAAUGAAGUCUACCAUGACUCGUCGGUUUUUUCGACCAAUUGACUGGUCUACAUUUUCAAACGUCUAUUUUUCAAUAUAGACACACCCUAUGUGUUUUAAUAAAAUCAACUAUAUGUAGGCUAUUGAGCUUGUCUGGUGUUUUAAGCACACUUUGAUUAAAUAAUUAAGACACACAAAUGACUCAAGAGGGAGAUAGAUAUCAAGCUAGCCUAACCAGAAGAAAAAAACCUGUUCCCGAACCACCACCUCCCACUGCUGCUGCUGGCAUUCGCAGAUUCUGCCAUUAUGCUCCUAAAGUUGCUACACCAUGGGUCGGUAACCUUUUCCAUUUGGAGUGCCAACUUAUCUUACCAUUUCUACUGAUCUGCGUGCCAGUUAUGAUUUUCAUAUGCACAUUUUCAUGGAACAGUUUAAUUUAUUUUAUAAUAAAGUCAUAUCUCAAAAUCAUUUGUGUGAUUUAAUAAAAAUUAUAUCUAAAUCUAAAUGAAAAUUAUUCAAAUCUAAAAGUAACUUCUAUUGCGAUUGCCAACUAUGUAAAAAUAGCCUACGAAUAAAAACAUUGCAGCCUGCAGGUAGAAAAUAUCCUGAUAAAAAUAAAUCAUAUUGGCUACGCAUGGCCUGUCUGCAAGAAACUUGAAACAUUGUAUCAACUAUCAACUUGGUCCAGCCUGAAGCUUGCACUAACAAACUUGCAACAUUGUAGAAAAUAUACUGGACCCUCAGUUUCCAGUGCUAGUGAGAUCCAGACAGACACAGCUGUAGGCUAUUUGCGCAAGGUAUAAGAAGUAAUCAGGUAGGCCUAUUUUAGGACUUUUCCACCUUUUCAAGCUGUGUGGUUAUCAAAAGGGAGAGAGCUGGAAUGAUUUUUCAAAUAGGCUACAUUGAGGAACUAUUGUCAUUCUCAAUGGAUGUAAAAACAGACUUAGUUUACUUGCUGUUUGAGGUGAAGAAAAAUUACAGUCAGAAAUACUAUCAGUAAAUGUGCACAUUUAUAAGCCUACAUUUGCGCGCAGGCCAGGUAGCCUAGGCCUACUUCUAUGCGUAAUCAGGUGCGCGUCCUUACUCAACAUUGACUGGAGCGCUCCAAACAAAACACAAUGAAUAAAUUGACAACUCGUAAAUGGAAUGAAAUAAACCAAAACUUGUUACUCACAAGUGUAGCCUAGAUUGUGCACUCUGCAAACGUGUCCACUCUGACAAUGAGAACGGCAAAAGACUGUAAUAUUAAUGUAUUGAAUGCAUCAACAGAAAUUACGGUAAACAAACAUUGUAGAUUAGAAAUGAUGGGAAUUAACAGUAAAUAUGCUACUGGUGAUACUGGUCUGCCAUCCCCACGGCCUCCGCAAUGGUUUAGUCCACUGAGACAGGCGUCAAUCAAGACAUGCCAUAAUUAUUAAAACAUUUUUGCAACAGCUCGGCUAAAAUAUUAUCGUCGACCAACAGCUUAUCGACCAAACAAUCGACCAGUCGACUAAAUGGGGUAAGCCCUAACACUGAGUAUACAAAACAUUAAGAACACCUGCUGUUUCCAUGACAGACUGACCAGGUGAAAGCUAUGAUCCCUUAUUGAUGUCACUUGUUAAAUCCACUUCAAUCAGUGUAGAUGAAGGGGAGGAGACAGGUUAAAGAAGGAUUUUUAAGCCUUGAGACAUUUGAGCCAUGGAUUGUGUAUGUGUGCCAUUCAGUGGGUGAAUGGGCAAGACAAAAUAUGUAAGUGCCUUUAAACAGGGUAUGAUAGUAGGUGCCAGGCGCACCGGUUUGUGUCAAGAACUGCAAUGCUGCUGGGUUUUUCACUCAACAGUUUCCUGUGUGUGUCAAGAAUGGUCCACCACCCAAAGGAUAUCCAGCCAACUUGACACAAUUGUGGGAAGCAUUGGAGUCAACAUGGGCCAGCAUCCCUGUGUGGAACUCUUUCGACCCAUUGUAAAGUCCAUGCCCCGACGAAUUGAGGCUGUUCUGAGGGCAAAAUGGGGGAGGAGGGUGCAACUCAAUAUUAGGAAGGUGUUCCUAAUAUUUGGUGUACUCUGUGCAUAUUUGUAUGGCUGACGCAUGUAAAUGUCCCUCUCAUGUCCCUGUAGGUGUGACGCCAGUGCGUCCUACCCUGCCAGUGCUGCCCCAGGUGGGCCUGGUCAACCCUGUGCUGGCCUCGCCGCCCGUGAUCACCAACCCAGCCCAACCCAACCCCUCCCUGCAAGAGCUGCAGAAGAAGAAGCAAGAGGAGAAGGAGAAGCUGCAGGACGGGACAGGCCAGGAGAUGUUGAGCGACCAAGAAAACAUGAGCAUCUCAGGCAGCAGCGCCAGACACAUGGUCAUGCAGAAACUGCUGAGGAAAUCAGAGGUAAGACCAGACAUGAAGACAUUCGCCGCUUUGAUCUCAAAAUAGGCCAUCCACGUGAAUUGUGUAGAUCCGAAGAAUAUGCUUCUCAUAUCGGAAUAAUUGACUGAGGACAGAAUGCAUCCCUACGCGCGUUCUACAAAGAGAAUAUCAAACCGAGUCAUCAGAAUGAGUGCUUCAUCCAAUAUCACGCGUGACAGAUGUGAUCAGCCCGGUGCAUCCUACCAGCCAUUACUCACCUGCUUGUCUCCGUCCACUCUUUUUGCGCAUCUCCAUCAGUUUUAAAAUAGAAUUUAGCCGUGAUGACGAGCUGGGGUGUGCGGACACUGAUGAGUCUUCUGUUUGUUUAAUUGAUCGGGUAGGCUGUUUUUGAAAAGGGUUAUGUCCCCCCCACUUCUAAAACCAAAGUUGCACCCCUGGUCUAAGGUGUAAAGUAGGCUAAAGAUGGUUUCAUAUAGUUUUAUAGGCCUUUGGAUAUGAGCAAAUCAGCCAUUUUCUGCAGUAGCCUAUUCUAUUAUACAGUAUGAAGUUAAAUUCAAUGUGUUGUAUUGAGUAUAGGUGUGAAUAUCAGGGGCAGGUUUUUGUGUAACACAGGUGCAGAACGUAUAGAAAACGAUGGGACAGGAUGCAAAUAAAUGUUUUCUUGCACUUCACACCGAUUAUAAACGUGUUUCCAUGCUCACCAGUUUGCUUCUGUGAUAUUUGCCUUGUUUCAUGGCAUACAUUUCACAAAAUGUGCAGUACUUUCACUGAAAAGUAGAUAUUUUUUGACAUGUUGUCACGCUCCUCCCCAGUCUACGGUGAUGGUGUUACGGAACAUGGUGGGGCCGGAGGACAUCGAUGACGACCUGGAGGGUGAGGUAACCGAGGAGUGUGGCAAGUUUGGUGCCGUCAACCGGGUCAUCAUCUACCAGGAGAAGCAGGGCGAGGAGGAAGAUGCCGAGAUCAUCGUCAAGAUCUUUGUGGAGUUCUCCAUGGCCUCGGAGAUGAACAAGGCCAUCCAGGCACUCAACGACCGCUGGUUCGGGGGUCGCAAGGUCAUCGCGGAGGUCUAUGACCAAGAGCGCUUCAACAGCAGCGACCUCUCCGCAUAAACUGUCUGAAAUGGUCGCCCAACACCCCAUCCCAUACCCGUUGCUCAAAUUCACUUCAGCCACUAUCACUGCUGCUAGAGAUUUGAGACUCUUUUUAACUUGUAUUUUUUUUAAAUUGAUGUUAAUAUUAAUAUUAUUAAUGGUCUCUUUUGAGGGCUUGGUUAAGAAAAGAAUAUUUGCGCCUUGUGGAUUUAGUUUUUUCACCUACUAUGAAGACUUGAUUUCUUUUUGUAUUAUUUGCAGGUUUUUUUGUAAUCAAAUUGAGAAAAGUCAUGAUUGGGUUUUACCCCCUUUUUAAGUUUGCCAAUGUUUGCUCUUCUAACAUUGUCAGGACUCUUUAAACAUUGUUUUAGAGCCAUUGGUUCCAGUUUCCUCAUACAAAUAAAAUCUUCAACUAUGCAAAUGUCUGUUAUGAAUUUCUUAUGGGUUUGGGAUGGAAAAAUCCUUUCAAAUACUAACAUUCCAGAUUUAUUAUAUCAGUUGAAACUUCAAUUAUU
This is a messenger RNA of Coregonus sp. 'balchen', 17917 nucleotides long. The record is from the annotation of a GenBank genome assembly. NCBI's taxonomy places the organism in Eukaryota, Metazoa, Chordata, Actinopteri, Salmoniformes, Salmonidae.